UAAUAUGUUCUUUAAGUAGCCUCUAUUAAAACUUUCCGAAAGUUACUAAGCAAAGUAUACCAAAAUUAGUGACUGGGGGCUACACAGAUUGGGGUGUCCACAAACAACCAAUUUAGAAUACAUGUACCAAAAAUAUGGACUUAGUCUCCAACUAUGAGCCCGUAAAUAACAUAAUUUUGUGAAUAAUCAAAACAUCUGAUUUUCAACAUGUCCAGAAGCUACAAUCCGUUUGAUGAAGAUGAGGAUGAUAACUUUAAGCCAAUGAAGUGGAAUGAUGCAGCAGACCCUUAUGAAGACCCAGUAGAAAGAGGAAAGAGGGAAGCAGCUGACAAGCAAAGGAUAUUGCAUCAAGAGGUCAUGAAGAAGGCUCAGUCCAUGGUUGACAGCAGCAACAGGUCUUUGUCACUAGUCUAUGAUUCUGAGAAGGUUGGGGUGGAUACUGCAGAGGAACUUGUCCGACAAGGAGAGGCUUUGAAGCGAACUGAGAGGAUGGUGGAUAAGAUGGAACAUGACAUGAAAACAAGCCAGAGACACAUUAACAGUAUAAAGAGUAUGUUUAGUGGAUUCACAAACUACUUUAGGUCAAAACCAGGUGAAACACCCCCUGAGAAUGAAGAAACUGAAUAUCAAUCAAGUACAAAACUAGCAGAAGCUAUGUCGAGCAGCAAAGCACAGGAAGAGAACUAUCAAGCUGCACAUCCCAACCUGCUUAAGAGAGAAAUUUUAGAGUCAAGCAAUAAUACAGGAGCAUCCAGCUCAGAAAAUCAACACAAGAACCAGGUGUUAAGAAGUUAUCACCAGAAAGUCGACAAUAAUUUGGAUGACAUGUCUUUAGGUUUAAGUCGACUGAAAAACCUUGCGCUAGGACUGCAGACAGAAAUCGAUGACCAGGAUGAUAUGCUUGGGCGCCUGACCAACAAAGUAGAUAAGAUGGACUUAAACAUCAAGACCACAGACAAGCGGAUCCGUGAAGAGCUAUAAGAUACAAAUUUCAACCUCACCAAGACCCUCUGCUCCCUUCAGUUUUAUUCUUGUGGUUUUUAUAAUGUUAUGCAGUUUUCUUUUUUUUUUUUUUUACUGGGACCCAAUUCCACACAUCCCUUUUGGAAUCCUAUAUCUUCUGUAUAACGUAUAAUACAUUAAAUUUGUUAGAUUUAAAUGUGGAUGAUGUUUUGCAGUAUUCUCACUAACUAGACCCAUAUUUAGAUUUAUAGUCUUGAUAUUGGAAUUGUAAUGUCGUUUUUGGCACUUUGUUAUAGCUCUAUUUUAAAUUCAUUUUGUAGGUAUUACCUUACUGCUAUGAUAGGAUAAACAAAUGAACAUGCCUUUAAUAAACGUACACUUUUUACACAUGCGAAUAAUUUAGGUUUUUAUUGACCUUGCCAGAUGCAACUUCUUUUUUACUUUUUCAGGUAAACAUUUUAAUCUAGUAUUACCAAACUUUGUGUAUAAAUGUAUUUAUAAAUAUAUGCGAUGCUCCUGUACACCAUACUGUGAAUAUUUUUUCAGUUUGUUGAUUUAAAAAAAAACUAAUAAUCUUUGCCAUUAUAAUUUUAAUUAACUUGUUUAAUAAAUUUGUACCAUUUGUCUUCUUCAGUCUUAACCACUACUCAAUAGACUGAUGAUUGAAUGGGUUAACAACUUUUUUGCUUGUUUGCCAGAGAUAAUUUAUUAAUACUGCCUUUUACUGCCUUAUACUGACAUCUUAUUAAAAUAUUUUGGACCUAUA
Xenopus laevis (African clawed frog) is the source of this 1729-nucleotide messenger RNA. RefSeq names its product synaptosome associated protein 29kDa S homeolog (gene snap29.S). Gene Ontology annotation, molecular function: SNAP receptor activity. The coding region runs from base 208 to 981 and encodes 257 amino acids. Gene Ontology annotation, biological process: synaptic vesicle fusion to presynaptic active zone membrane; synaptic vesicle priming; vesicle fusion. The record is from RefSeq and is a predicted model, not a curated record. NCBI's taxonomy places the organism in Eukaryota, Metazoa, Chordata, Amphibia, Anura, Pipidae. Gene Ontology annotation, cellular component: plasma membrane; autophagosome membrane; cytoplasm. The transcript is spliced from 6 exons.